Messenger RNA from Lactuca sativa (garden lettuce), 888 nucleotides. RefSeq lists its product as uncharacterized. The record is from RefSeq and is a predicted model, not a curated record. Lineage: Eukaryota; Viridiplantae; Streptophyta; Magnoliopsida; Asterales; Asteraceae.
CAUUUCAUCAACAAUUUCUUUUCAUCUUCAAUAUAAUAUCAUAUCUGGACAAAAAUCAUCAACAACAUUCCUACUUAUAGAAAUGGAACAAAAUCCAACGAUUUUAGCCAAGAAAGUUUGGAGCUUCAUUCGUGUGCCCUAUUUCAUGCUGCGAAAAGGGAUAUCCAAGAGAAAACUGUUGUUGGACCUCAACAUGAUGAUUAAACGUGGCAAGAUCUCCGGAAAAGCCUUACACAACAGUAUUUUUCACCACCAUAACAACCGGGCGGCUUUCACCACCAACCACCGCUCCCACCAUCUCUCUUUCACAUCUUCUCCGCCUGAUGAAUACGAGUUCAGCUGCACCAACAGCCCUGCCAAUGGUGACGAUCACCCAUUCUCUCUAAUUUCACCUCAAAAGAACCAUCACUCCAACUGUAAACCGGCGGAGGAUCUUGAUAUGAUGGCCGUCAAUGCUGUGCUUAAAGCCAUGGAGAUGAUUCACAGCGAGGCAGUGUCACCGGCGCUUCCAGGGUAUGGGAGGAGUCCGAUGGUUAGGCAGCUGAGGGUAACCGACUCUCCGUUUCCGUUGGGUGGUGUGGAUGAGGACAACCAUGUAGAUGAGGCGGCGGAGCAGUUCAUAAGUCGAUUCUAUAACGUCUUAAGGCAGCAGUCAGCAGAAUAAGAAAGCGUCGUCGUGAAUUAACAAAUAUCUUCUUUUCGAAUGUGUUGUCUUAUUACACCUGUUUACAAGCAUAUUUUUGGUAGUGCUUGUAAAUGUCGUUUGUAAGUAAUUGUUGGAUGUGCCUGAGAUGCAAAUAUGCAGUUGUACAUUUCAUAUAUGUUACACUGAUUUAGAAGAAUAAACUUUUGGUCGAAGUUGAAUAGUUAUGAUGGACUUCUAGUUCA